Myxocyprinus asiaticus (Chinese sucker) is the source of this 1289-nucleotide messenger RNA. Its product is annotated as retinoschisin-like. The record is from RefSeq and is a predicted model, not a curated record. The coding region runs from base 24 to 719 and encodes 231 amino acids. The transcript has 6 exons. NCBI's taxonomy places the organism in Eukaryota, Metazoa, Chordata, Actinopteri, Cypriniformes, Catostomidae.
UACCACUCGAAAAAUAAACCAUCAUGGAGCACAGACUGCAUCACAUGUUACUGUUGUCCAUCCUGCUGGUGAUUCAAGGUUUUGUUGGGCUGCAAGCUCAAGAGAAUGGUGAGGGCAAUGACACAUGGGCUGGGAAAACCUGCAAGUGUGAAUGCGAUGAUCCGUCGAGCAAGCUGCCUUCCAAAGGUUCUAGAUCAAACUGGGCACAGGAGAUGGACUGCAUGCCAGAGUGCCCUUACCAUAAACCUCUAGGUUUUGAGGCUGGAUCUGUGACUUCAGAUCAGAUCAGCUGCUCAAAUGAAGACCAGUACGCAGGGUGGUUCUCCUCCUGGACCGCAAACAAGGCGAGGCUCAACAGCCAAGGAUUUGGGUGUGCCUGGCUGUCUAAGUUCCAGGAUACAAACCAGUGGCUUCAAGUUGACCUGAAGGAAGUCAAAGUUGUUUCUGGUAUCCUGACCCAGGGCCGAUGUGACUCUGAUGAGUGGAUUACAAAGUACAGUGUGCAGUACUGCACCAAUGAGAAACUCAGCUGGAUCUACUACAAGGACCAGACAGGAAACAACAGAGUCUUCUAUGGAAACUCUGACCGCUCAUCCACAGUCCAGAACCUGCUGCGCCCACCUAUCAUAGCACGUUACAUCCGUAUAAUCCCGUUGGGCUGGCACACCCGCAUCGCCAUCCGCAUGGAGCUGUUACUUUGCAUGAGUAAAUGCACCUGAUCCGGUGUAUUCCACCCAACUAUUUCCUGUGCCGCUCCUUUCUUACCACAACAUGCCAAAGUAAACAACCCUGCCCAAUCACUGGGCUCACUCUUUUUAAAAUAACUUUUUAUUAUUCUCAAGAACCUCCUGAUAUUUUUCAAGAACGAAAUGAAAGUAAUUCGUUUUAAGUUUUUGAGUUACAUUCAUUUUGGGUUCGAAAUGUUUCCUUUUCUUAAGACAUGAAGUUAUGUUUUUGCGUCUUUUUGUAUUCAGUUUAAGGACAAAAAAUAUAUAAUAAGUUUGCUGCUUUAGCAAAUCAAAUACAGAAGGGAGCAUCCAUUGCAUGCAGAGGCCAGAGGAGGCCACUCUGUUUAUGUUUAUAGAUGCAACAGAUGCUUGCAGAUCUCAGGAGAAAGGGGUAGAUCUCGUGGAUGUGUACUGAAUGUUGUGUUGUUGUGUGUUCUGAUGUGGUUUGUAAUGGUGACGUAGGGUGCUGUAUCCCCUCUGUGGUGUCCAAUUCCUUUUUGUAUGUACUAUAACCCUACAUUGUUUAAUUGUGUUUGUGGCUCACCCGAGAAAUGCCCUUGA